AUGAGUGAAUCAAUGGACAUUGCUUUUCUUCUAGUUACCAUGUCACCAGUGAACAGUUGUCCGUCUGAUGUGGCAGAUAUGAUUUCAUCCAUUAUAAAUCCUAUAUUAGAAAAUAAUUGUGAUACUCAUUUAGCAUUAGUCAAAUAUAAAUCUGAGAAUGAUAUUCGUGUACCAACAGUUUAUCCUUUUACAACAUCAGUCAGCACCUUCAAAAAUUGGUUUACUACUAGUGAUGCACCAGUUCAACAACAUAGUCAUAAGGGAACUAUAGAAAUCCUUGAUAGUUUAAGAAUUGCGCUUGAUCUUGACUGGCGUACAGCGAGUGAUGAUCGAUGCCAUGAAAAGAUUGUAUUUUUGAUUACUGAUGGUUUACCCUGUCAGAAGUUCGUCAAUCCAAAAAUAAUCGAAAAUGAUGAUAACUUAUGUGCUUGUAAUGAUCUAUGGGCAAUGUCCGAUGAGUUUGUCAAGCAAAAUAUGACAAUAGUGAUUAUAGGCUUUGGCUCGAUCGUUACUAUAUGCGAUGAUUUCUAUGGAUCUAUAGCUAAAAAUACUGGUGGUGAAUAUAUACCGAUCACAAAUGCUAGCAAUAUUUUGUGUUCGUCAAUUCAAGCAAUUCUAACACAAGGAGAUACAUUAUCACAAUCACUUCGGCAUAUCAAACGUGAAGAAUUCGAAAAAAAUUCAUCAUAUCAUCAUUCAAUUAUGCGAAACAAAGAUCAAUCUGAAAUGAAACAUUCCCAAAUCAUGGCUCAACAAGGAGCAUGGCUACUAAAUAAGCUGUGUAGAGCUAACUUGUAA
Rotaria socialis is the source of this 798-nucleotide messenger RNA. NCBI's taxonomy places the organism in Eukaryota, Metazoa, Rotifera, Eurotatoria, Philodinida, Philodinidae. The record is from the annotation of a GenBank genome assembly.